Molecule: messenger RNA, 1218 nt
Organism: Erigeron canadensis
Lineage: Eukaryota; Viridiplantae; Streptophyta; Magnoliopsida; Asterales; Asteraceae
Product: protein ROOT INITIATION DEFECTIVE 3-like
Exons: 1
Coding region: 1-1218 (405 amino acids)
Biological process (GO): DNA-templated DNA replication; rRNA processing
Cellular component (GO): nuclear pre-replicative complex
Molecular function (GO): protein binding
Source: RefSeq, a predicted model, not a curated record
AUGUUGGAAACUUUACUAAUAGCCUCCCCUGAUGGUCGAAUCAUAGCCUAUGAUCCAUACACUGGAACUGUCUUAGCUCGCUUCAAUGGUAGCCGAUGUCCUUGUAAUAGCAUCGCUAUUGUUGGAAACAAUCAAUUUGCUGUUUCUCAUGUUUCGGAGCAAACUGGUGCAGGCUGUGUUAAUCUGUAUUACUGGUGGUCAAAGUCUUGUGCACAAAGUAUUCCUAUCCCUGAACCUGUAGUUCCGCUUACUGCUAUGGUAGACGGGUCAUAUCUGUUUGCAGGCGGAGUUUCAGGUCACAUACAUUCAUUAUCGGUACCUUCAGGAGAUCUUAUCCAUUCAUUUUCAGCCCAUGAGCAUCCCGUGUCCUGUCUGGCAAUCAGUAGUGAUGGAUCGUUGGUUCUCUCAGGGAGCGAUGAUGGAACAAUCGCUGUUACUCCUAUAUUGUUGCUUCUAGAUUCUACGUUUGAUAUUGAAUCGAGAAUUUCUGGUUUUAACAAAUUUAUUGGGCAUGAAUCAUCCGUGACAGGAUUAAGCACUGGCUUGGGACCGUGCAGUGGCAUUAUGAUCUCCAGCUCAUUGGACUGGACUUGCAAGGUAUGGAACGUUGUGAAAGGGAUUCACCUCCAAACGGUGAACUUCCCAGGGGAAAUGUUGUGCACGGUGCUGGAUGCAUCAGAGACAGAGUUGUAUGCUGCAGGAGCAGAUGGAAUUAUAUACAAAAGAAAGCUUAAAGUGGAAACAAAAAAUCAACUGGCGGAAGGAAGAGAGACUAUAGUAUGGGGCAGGAUACACAGCGGGGCAGUAGCGGCUAUCGAAAUGGCAAAUUACGGAAGAACUCUUUUGGCUGUUUCUGAGAACGGAAGGAUAUGUGCUUGGGAAACAGAAAAUGGCAAGAUGACAAGUAGUUUUUGUAAGAAAACUGGAACCGUUAGCAGUGUUGUACUGGUGAAAGGUGGAGGUUGGUUUAGAAAAAGAGGAACUGAAAAAGGUGAAUUCAAUGGUUAUGGCGGCACGCAGGAAGUGGGUAAGAUGGUGAAGCAGGUUGCGGAAAUGGGAGAGACUUUGAAAGUGGUGGCAGAAGACAGGGGAAGGGAGAUUAGUAACCUUGAAUCAGCGAUCGAGGUUAAUGAAAAGCUGCUUAACCUCAUGCUAAAGGAAGCCAAGGCGAUUGCCAAAUUUGAGGACUCCAAACUGACCUUGAAACUUAAAAAAUGA